GUCGGGAUCUCGUGACGAUGGGGAGCCUCGCGGAGGAGAUUAAGGACCACGUUAAGGACGGCAGGAAGCCAAGGAUCCUUUGCCUCCAUGGAUUCCGGACCAGCGGCGAGAUCAUGAGGCGCCAGGUGAUCGGAAAGUGGCCGGCGACGGUGACGUCACGGCUGGACCUCAUCUUCCCCGACGCGCCCUGUCCGGCCGCCGGAAAAUCAGACGUCGAGGGCUUCUUUGAUCCGCCUUAUUAUGAGUGGUUUCAAUCUGAUGAGGAUUACAUGCAUUAUGUGAAUUUGGAUGAGUGUUUUGAGUUUAUUGAAGAUCUGAUGAUCAAGCACGGCCCGAUCGAUGGGUUGAUGGGAUUCUCUCAGGGCGCGAUUUUGUCUGCCGCGUUGGCGGGGAUGCAAGAAAAGGGUUUAGCGUUGACGAGAGUACCAAAGUUGAAGUUCGUGGUCAUCAUCGGAGGCGCUAAGUUCCCAUCACCAACGGUGGCCGAGAAGGCAUAUUCAACUAAGAUUUCGUGCCCCUCUCUUCAUUUCAUUGGUGCAGAGGAUUUCUUGAAUUCUCAUGGGAAAAUACUGCUUGAAUCCUUUGUGGAUCCACUAGUGAUCCACCAUCCCAAGGGCCACACCGUUCCAAGGCUCGAUCCUAAAAAUGAGGAGAUGACCAUGGGUUUUAUAGACAAGAUAGAGAAGACACUCACAUCUUUAGAUGCACCAAAGGAUGAGCAAGAAGAGCAAGAAGAGCACACAAUACUUGUAUGAUUUUUGUUGCAGUUAUAAUGAGUUUAAGUACACCAUUGUUUUACAACAUUGUUUGUACUUGCUGCAAAAUCUAUCAAUUGUUGUAUCUGGAUUAGAUCCACAUUGAACGUCAUUAAAUUCUCUGCAAAGUUCAAAGAUGGUACAACGGUAUUCUUAAA
Molecule: messenger RNA, 913 nt
Organism: Dioscorea cayenensis subsp. rotundata (Guinea yam)
Lineage: Eukaryota; Viridiplantae; Streptophyta; Magnoliopsida; Dioscoreales; Dioscoreaceae
Product: dihydrofolate reductase
Exons: 6
Coding region: 18-755 (245 amino acids)
Source: RefSeq, a predicted model, not a curated record